Molecule: messenger RNA, 2005 nt
Organism: Macadamia integrifolia
Lineage: Eukaryota; Viridiplantae; Streptophyta; Magnoliopsida; Proteales; Proteaceae
Product: probable xyloglucan 6-xylosyltransferase 5
Exons: 2
Coding region: 302-1663 (453 amino acids)
Biological process (GO): xyloglucan biosynthetic process
Cellular component (GO): endosome; trans-Golgi network; membrane
Molecular function (GO): hexosyltransferase activity
Source: RefSeq, a predicted model, not a curated record
UUAUGCAAAACAUAACAUCCUUACUCUAAUAAAUAAGUCCCUUCUUUAAUUUAAUAACCAAAAAAACAAUGAAAUGGGAAUCUUGGCUUUGGCAUCGUCGGUAUUCGCUGUUACUUGGACCAGUGUCUUCUUCCCUGACUUUCAGGCUCAGCCACCCUUCCUUCUCUCUGUUUUCUUCUAACACUCUCAACAAUGGAACCAUCAACCCGUCACUGUUAGGGUUUCUCUUUACCUUUACAGAUUUGAUAGAGAGAGAGAGAGAGAGAGAGAGAGAGAGAAGGGUAUACAUUGAUAGAGAGAUAUGGGUCAAGGGACCCAGACAGCUCAAAAAAGAAGUGGAGUAGCUGGUGGUUCCCUUCCCAUCACCACCUCCAGACUUAGCGGCCGUACAUCUUCUGGUUUACCUCGUGGCCGUCAAAUUCAAAAGACUUUCAACAAUCUCAAGAUUACAAUCGUUUGUGGCUUCGUUACUAUUCUUGUCCUUCGUGGCACCAUCGGCGUCGGAAACCUCGCUGGCUACGCCGACGCUGAGGUUGAGAACCAGAACCUCAUCGAGGAAACCAAUCGAAUUAUAGCUGAGAUUCGUUCUGAUAGUGAUCCUACAGACCCUUCUGAUUCUGAAGCUGAAUUCAACCCAAAUGUUACCUACACUCUUGGCCCCAAGAUUUUCGAUUGGGACCAGCAGCGCAAGAAUUGGCUCCAAAGCAAUCCCCAUUUCCCCAAUUACGUCAAUGGCAAAGCUCGGAUAUUGCUCGUUACUGGGUCUCCUCCCAACCCUUGUGACAACUCAAUUGGUGAUCAUUACCUUCUCAAGUCCAUCAAGAACAAGAUCGAUUACUGUAGAAUUCAUGGGAUUGAGAUCCUUUACAAUUUGGCUCAUCUUGAUAAGGAGCUCGCCGGUUAUUGGGCUAAGCUGCCUUUGAUUCGACGGCUAAUGUUGUCACACCCGGAGGUGGAGUGGAUCUGGUGGAUGGAUAGCGAUGCCUUGUUUACGGAUAUGGUGUUUCAGAUUCCUCUUUCUAAGUAUGAUCAGUAUAAUAUGGUAGUCCAUGGUUACCCGGAUUUGAUGUUUGAGCAGAAAUCUUGGAUCGCCUUGAACACCGGAAGCUUUCUCUUCCGGAAUUGCCAGUGGUCUUUGGAUUUGCUUGACGCUUGGGCUCCUAUGGGUCCCAAGGGACCAGUUAGGGAUGAAGCGGGGAAGAUCUUGACUGCUAAUUUGAAAGGGCGGCCGGCAUUUGAGGCCGACGAUCAGUCAGCGUUGAUAUAUCUUUUGAUAUCCCAGAAGCAUUGGAUGGAGAAGGUUUUCCUCGAGAAUUCUUACUACUUACAUGGCUACUGGGCUGGUCUAGUGGAUAGAUAUGAGGAGAUGAUGGAGAAGUACCAUCCAGGAUUGGGUGAUGAGAGAUGGCCAUUCGUGACCCAUUUCGUUGGUUGCAAGCCCUGUGGGAGCUAUGGGGAUUAUCCAGUGGAGAGGUGCUUGAAAAGCAUGGAGAGGGCCUUUAAUUUUGCAGAUAAUCAGGUUCUGAAAUUAUAUGGAUUUAGGCACAGGGGCUUGUUGAGUCCCAAGAUCAGGAGGAUCAGGAAUGAGACGGCAACUCCUUUGGAGUUUGUAGAUGAAUUCGAUAUACGACGAUAUCCUGUUCAUCGAAGAUCUGAUCCAUAGGGCACUUGCGUAACAUUCUUCCCUGUUUCAUAAAUUAUUGUGUCCUGCUCUUGUUUGAACAAAGAAAGGUUGAGCUAAAAUGGGGAAAAAUAUACCAAUCCUGUUUCUGGUUUGAAGUUUCAGUUCAUGAACCAUCACACUGGUUUUGCCAAAAAUGCAUGUUUGCUUUGAAGACAGAUUGUCAUUGUAUUAGAGAACAGAACCCAGGAUUUGUACAACUUCCCUGCAUCAAAUGAGUGUAGAAGUACAACAGACCUGUAUCACUUCCACACAAUUGAGGGCCACUAAUGUCUGUAGAUUAGUAGUAUACGAGUAUGGAGGCUUUCCAGAAAAGCAAUGUUA